Molecule: messenger RNA, 1160 nt
Organism: Piliocolobus tephrosceles (Ugandan red Colobus)
Lineage: Eukaryota; Metazoa; Chordata; Mammalia; Primates; Cercopithecidae
Gene: SNRPG
Product: small nuclear ribonucleoprotein polypeptide G
Exons: 5
Coding region: 694-888 (64 amino acids)
Biological process (GO): mRNA splicing, via spliceosome; spliceosomal snRNP assembly
Cellular component (GO): precatalytic spliceosome; SMN-Sm protein complex; U2 snRNP
Molecular function (GO): RNA binding
Source: RefSeq, a predicted model, not a curated record
AGGUCGAUGACGCCAAACGCAAGACGCCGGGCGUACCGCGGGAGCCUGAGGGAAGCCGUGCAUUCCGUUCCAAGGCGUCUGUGAGCCCGCGGAGUAUACGCCAUGAGCAAAGCUCACCCUCCCGAGUUGAAAAAGCUCCGGCGCAUGAGACGUGAAGCCCGCGCAGAGCUCGCGCGUCGGCGUGGUUACCGCCGGCAGCCACCGCACCUCCUUCUGGCCGACUAGUCUCUCUGUCCCGCGCUCCGGUUCCUGGUCACCCGGCGCUGUCCCUCGUUCCUUGAAGAUCUCCAAUGCCACCUUUUGUUGAACAUCUCUAAUAGCAUCAUGUUCGAGAUAGAGGGCUAGAGGGGAAAAUUCUCUCAGGAACUAAGGAGGGGAUGGAAGGGAAGGGUUUUUAAAACUAUGUGAGGCAUUGGAAUCCAAAAGCCACUUUAGUCUUAGAGAAUGUGUUUGUAGUUGUUUCUUUGAGCUUUUACUUAGAAACCUCAUUCUUUUUUCUUGCCUAUUUUUACAUUAAGCUUGAAUGUCAUGUGUUAUCUUGCUCUGAUACUGAAACUAUGUAAGAACAUUCAUUUAUUUUUUAUUAGAACAUUAAUUUUUUUCUAAUCAGAGAAGGCUAAUUUUUUGUGAAGUUUUUUUUACACACCCAGUAAAGACAAACAACUUUAAGGAGGAGAGCCUUAAUUUAGAUUUAUGGACAAGAAGUUAUCAUUGAAAUUAAAUGGUGGCAGACAUGUCCAAGGAAUAUUGCGGGGAUUUGAUCCCUUUAUGAACCUUGUGAUAGAUGAAUGUGUGGAGAUGGCGACUAGUGGGCAACAGAACAAUAUUGGAAUGGUGGUAAUACGAGGGAAUAGUAUCAUCAUGUUAGAAGCCUUGGAACGAGUAUAAAUAAUGGCUGUUCAGCAGAGAAACCCAUGUCCUCUCUCCAUAGGGCCUGUUUUACUAUGAUGUAAAAAUUAGGUCAUAUACAUUUUCAUAUUAGACUUUUUGUUAAAUAAACUUUUCUAAUAGUCAAAAAUGCUUUCUCAAAUGUUCUGAAUAUAGAAUAUUAGCUCUCAUUCCAAUUUUUUCUAACAUGAAUUUUCCUGGUUGACAAUGAUUUCAAAGGGUUUUAUGCAUUAAAGUGGAAGAAUCUUAUUAAAUGUGAAACAUGGCAAGGA